Messenger RNA from Hansenula ciferrii, 417 nucleotides. RefSeq lists its product as uncharacterized. Lineage: Eukaryota; Fungi; Ascomycota; Saccharomycetes; Phaffomycetales; Wickerhamomycetaceae. The coding region runs from base 1 to 417 and encodes 138 amino acids. The transcript has a single exon. The record is from RefSeq and is a predicted model, not a curated record.
AUGCUUUACACUGAAGAAUCAAGAGACAUAAAGUUGGUCAUUGAAUUUCGAGAUCCAUACUAUUUAAGCAGAAGAUAUAAAAUUAAAAGUACAGUUAAAUUAAUCAAAAUUACAUUAUGCUCACUCCCUGCUGAUCGAAUUGCACUCUUAAAUGCUAUGGUGCUCUUUAAUGAUGAUUUCCAAUAUGAUUUUACAUUGAUUGAUAUAUUGAACGUUGAACUUAAUGAAUGGUUAGGUUUGAAUUUACCUGAAGAUUAUUUUAUUGGUAGAAUGGAUCAAAUUAGAAAAACAAAUAUUGAUAAUGACAUAGACUUUUAUAUUAAAAAAUGGUUAAAACUCAAACACAAAACAAUGUAUCCUGUAUCAAGGCAUCGUUUGAGGGAAAAGUUACUUUCAAAUGGAUUUUACAUUAAAUGA